Molecule: messenger RNA, 232 nt
Organism: Funneliformis geosporum
Lineage: Eukaryota; Fungi; Glomeromycota; Glomeromycetes; Glomerales; Glomeraceae
Source: the annotation of a GenBank genome assembly
AUGAGAACUAAUAUUAGCACCGAAGUCAAUAAAAAACCAAUUACUUUUUCUGAAAUGGGAGAGUUUAUUCAACUUUAUAAUCGCCUUGACAAACCUCAAAAAGAAAAAUUGAGUAAGUAUUGGGCUGAAAUUACUCAUGAUUUGCCGAUUACUCCCCAAAAAGUAGUUAAUUUAAAGAAAAAAGAUUAUCAAGAAAUACUAGAAUAUACUCGCUUGCUUUUGAUUACUUACU